CUGUUGCUUACGAGUGCUCAGUUUUUUUCAGUUUCUGAUUUACGAAGGAGCGGUGACGGCAUUUGUUUUUUCUAAUUAACACUGAACCUCAGUCCGGCAUCUCCAAAAUUUAGCCAUCACACUCUGCCAGGACGGUUAGGGUAGACACAAGAUGCACAACUCCAUCCUUCUAGCCCUUUGGGCCGCAAUAUCCUUUGUCUUGUACAAGAUAUACGCGCUCGCCGCCAACGAGUUUCAUCACCGCAAACGUGAACGCGAACUCGGUUGCAAGCGUCCUCCUUUGAUCAAAGGCCGUGACCCAAUCGGCAUCGAAAACAUCCGCCGGCUGUUGAAGGCCGAUAGAGAAUGCCGGAUGCCACAGUACCUGAAGGAAAGGACUGAGGCGGUGUGUGAGAAGGAGGGAAAACAGCUCAGCACUUUUUACCAGAAUUUGUUGGGUAGCGGUGCCAUUUUCACCGUCGAUCCCAAGAAUAUUCAGACCGUGUUGGCGACGCAGUUUAAGGAUUUCGGGUUAGGAGAUGCUAGGAAUCAUAAUUUCCGUCCGUUGUUGGGUCAUGGAAUCUUUGCGUCUGAUGGAAAGCAGUGGGAACAUUCCCGCGCUCUUCUACGACCCCAAUUCGCCCGCGAGCAAGUCUCCGAUCUCGAUCUCGAAGAACGCCAUGUUCAGAACAUGAUGCGAUGUAUUCGUGUAAACCCCGACGGUUGGACAGACUUGACGAACAUCCAAUCGCUCUUCUUCCGCCUCACUAUUGACUCGGCAACCGAAUUCCUCUUCGGCGAGAGCGUGGACUCACAGCUUUCUAGUCUUCCAGGCUAUUCUUCGAACAAGCCAGCUGUAGAAAUUGACGAGAAAGAAUUCGCCUUCGCCUUCGACAAAGCCCAAGCAAGCAUUGCAAAAGCCGCUCGUUUCGGCGAUGGCUAUUGGAUGGCUCACAACGCUGAGUUCAGGGCCUACUGCAAGCGCUGCCAUACCUUCAUCGACCACUACGUCAAUAUAGCGCUAUCGAAACCAAAAGACCCACAAACCCCCGCCUCAAGGAAACAAAAAUACGUCUUCCUAGACGCUCUCGUAGAGUCGACCCGCGACCCCAUUGAACUCCGCAUGCAACUCCUAAACAUCCUCCUCGCAGGCCGUGACACGACAGCCUCCCUACUCUCAUACGUCUUCAUGACGCUCAUCGAACACCCCCUCAUCUUCAAUAAACUCCGCGCCACCAUCCUCGAAGACUUUGGCACCUACGAUAACCCAAAGGAAAUCACGUUUUCUGGACUGAAGAGUUCUAACUAUCUGCAAUGGGUGCUGAAUGAAACGCUCCGGCUCUACCCCGUCGUCCCCCUCGACGGCCGCCGCGCCCUUGUCGACACCACGCUCCCCACGGGCGGUGGCCCAGACGGCCGGUCUCCCGUGUACGUCCGUAAAGGCGAGCAAGUCGACUACUCAGUCUACGUCAUGCAUCGGCGGAAAGACCUCUGGGGGCCGGACGCCGAUGUCUUUAAACCUGAACGCUGGGAUGGGAGGCGUUCGGGUUGGGAGUAUCUGCCUUUUAAUGGCGGUCCGAGGAUCUGCAUUGGGCAGCAGUUUGCGCUGACGGAGGCCGGGUAUGUGACUGUAAGGCUGUUGCAGCGGUUUGAUAGCUUGGUUGGCGAAAGCAACUCUUGGGAGGGAGUGGAGAAGGGCGGUGUCGGAUGGGUUAGGCAGUGGGUUACACUUACGAGUUGUCCGGCUGAUGGGGUUAAGGUUCGGAUGAGAGAGGCAAAGGCGUAGGAUUUUUCACGAUCUUUUAAGCAAGUGGAGGUUAUGGUUGGCGUUUGAGAUGUGCUGAAUGAGGGAGGCAGGACUGGAUUGGGUAUUUUGUUGGGGAUUAAAGAAUGAUGCCUUGAGAUUUUAGGUUUGAU
Messenger RNA from Lindgomyces ingoldianus, 1896 nucleotides. RefSeq names its product cytochrome P450. The transcript is spliced from 2 exons. Bases 152 to 1765 code for a protein of 537 amino acids. NCBI's taxonomy places the organism in Eukaryota, Fungi, Ascomycota, Dothideomycetes, Pleosporales, Lindgomycetaceae. The record is from RefSeq and is a predicted model, not a curated record. Gene Ontology annotation, molecular function: heme binding; oxidoreductase activity, acting on paired donors, with incorporation or reduction of molecular oxygen, reduced flavin or flavoprotein as one donor, and incorporation of one atom of oxygen; iron ion binding.